Molecule: messenger RNA, 3617 nt
Organism: Syngnathoides biaculeatus (alligator pipefish)
Lineage: Eukaryota; Metazoa; Chordata; Actinopteri; Syngnathiformes; Syngnathidae
Gene: wnk4b
Product: WNK lysine deficient protein kinase 4b
Exons: 24
Coding region: 511-3519 (1002 amino acids)
Biological process (GO): positive regulation of potassium ion import across plasma membrane; protein phosphorylation; renal sodium ion absorption
Cellular component (GO): cytoplasm; cytosol
Molecular function (GO): potassium channel inhibitor activity; protein serine/threonine kinase activity; ATP binding
Source: RefSeq, a predicted model, not a curated record
GUCACACGAUGCGGGACGUUGACACACUCUUAUCUCCUACCUGAUGACGACUUCUGUGACUAUUGAGAGGUUCUCAGUUCCUAGAAAGAGAAAUGUUUGUCUCUUGUUCUUUCUUGUGAAUUUCGCACCAGGGCAGCGCCGCGACUGCCACGCUUGGCCAAUAAAACUGAUUCUGAUUCUGUUGAUUUGUGCUUUGACUUGUGAGCACAAAUCUGAAGAUUGGCGGUACGAGUUGCCACGAGGCGCCAGUGAAGUGAACUCAAACCGACUUAAUUCGCAAGUUUAGUUUUAAGCGUCAAAAAUGGUUCAAAAGAGAAAAUCGCAGCUGUUUCCUGUCUCAGGGAACCAGAAUCCGAAUCAGCUACGUAAACGACACGCGAGAAGUUGGAGCCGGCCAAGUACGGCGUCCAUGUUGAGCACAAAAAGACAAGAAAAUAAGUGAAGCUCAAUUUUGAAAGUCUUCUCAAAAAAAGGAAAACAAGUUUGGCAUUCCAGCGGCGACGGGACCUCAUGGAGUACGACGGCGAAACGGCCGAGGACCGAGCGGCGCCGACGGCUCUUUCCGGGAGCCUCGCGGAGGACCCUUCCUACGGGGGGAGCGGCUCGGACUCGGGCGAGGAGACGGGGGCCCCGGCGCCGUCCUCGGGGUCGGAAGCGGACGAGGCCGCCACCGAGGCCGUGGCGUCCUCGCCGGACGGGCGCUUCCUCAAGUUCGACAUCGAGAUCGGACGAGGAUCCUUCAAGAACGUCUACAAGGGCCUCGACACCGAGACCACCGUGGAGGUGGCCUGGUGCGAGCUGCAGACCCAGCGGCUGACCCGCGCCGAGCGCCAGCGUUUCGGAGAGGAGGUGGAGAUGCUCAAGGGGCUCCAGCACCCAAAUAUCGUUCGUUUUUUCGACUCGUGGAAGUCGGGGCCGAACGGUCGCAAGUGCACGGUCCUGGUGACCGAGCUCAUGACGUCGGGGACGCUCAAGACUUACCUUCGCAGAUUCCGUCCCAUGAAGCUGAAACUGCUUCAGCGUUGGAGCUUCCAGAUCCUCAAAGGCCUUCACUUCCUGCACUCGCGCAGCCCUCCUAUCCUGCACCGCGACCUCAAGUGUGACAACGUGUUCAUCACGGGACCCUCGGGCUCCGUCAAGAUCGGAGACCUCGGCCUGGCCACCCUCAAGAAGGCCUCCUUCGCCAAGAGCGUCAUCGGGACCCCGGAGUUCAUGGCUCCCGAGAUGUACGAGGAGAAGUACGACGAGGCGGUGGACGUGUACGCCUUCGGGAUGUGCAUCCUGGAGAUGGCCACGUCCGAGUAUCCGUACUCCGAGUGUGAAAACGCCGCUCAGAUUUACCGCAAGGUCACCAGCGGAAUCAAGCCGGACAGUUUAUCCAAGGUCACAGUUCCCGAGCUGAAGGACAUCAUCGAGGGAUGCAUCCGCACCGACAGCAGCGAGAGGUUCACAGUUCAGGACCUCCUGGACCGGCGCUUCUUCCAGGCUGAGCUGGGCAUUCACGUGGAGCCGGCAGAGGACGACGACGGCAGCAAGUCGGCGCUCAUGCUGUGGUUGAGGAUGGACGGCCCGAAGAGGCUUCACGGAAAGUACAAAGACAACAACGCCAUCGAGUUCCUCUACGAGCUCCACAACGACGUGCCCGAGGUGGUCGCCCAGGAGAUGGUGGUGCUGGGCUUCGUCUCCGAGGGCGACUGCAAGCUGGUGGCGGCGGCCAUCCGAGACGGCGUCACCGCCGUCAAGCGGCGGCGGCUCAAACGGCGCCAGAUGGCCGAAGAGGCCGCCCGGGAGAUUGAACAGUGCCAUCGGCGGGGGGGGAACUCCGAAGCUAGCGCCGCGCCUCGGCUACGAGCGCCGUCCCCUGCCGCGUCGACGUCAUCCGCCGACGGGAGCCAAACUUUGGCCGCUACAGCGACGCGCCUGUCGGAGGCCCCGCCCCCUCCCGUGGCUUUGCACCCCGGGGCCCGGCUGUCUAAGGCUCCGCCGUUUCCUGUCCUGCGGUACCCGAGGAGCCUGGCGGUGUUGCAACACGAGCCCGCGCAAGCGAGACACGGGGUCUCCUCACCUGCCGACAGCUGCGCAUCUGACGUGACGUCGGGUUUGAGCGACGGGAACGACGGCCAAUCGGACAAGAGCUACCGGGAGGUGACGGAGCGCCAUCCUGACAGGAAGCUGAGGAGGAAAAUGAGGGCGCAGCUGAGGCUCACGGGGGUGUCCGACAUGGCCGACCGCGUGGUGGAAUGUCAGCUGAUCACUCAUGACGGCAAGAUGGUGACGUUCAAGUUUGACCUGGACGGAGACAACCCCGAAGACAUCGCCUCCGUCAUGUUGCACAGAGACUUCAUCCUGGCGAGCGAGCGAACGGGAUUCGUCCUGCGCAUGUAUGACAUCAUCAGUCGGGCGGAGUCCAUGAUGAUGCAACAGAAGCAGACCAAGAUGGCGGCCGAGCGCUUGUCCAGGACGCCGCUCAAUGGCCCCCCCUCGGCCCCACCAGCUGCUCAGUACCCGGCGUACCCUCCCUACGCCGCCCCUCCUCAAUGGCCGCCCUUGGCUCCCCCGCACCCCCCCCUCGUGGGCGUCCUGUCCCAGUGGCCACCUCCCGACCAACCCCUCUUCUCUCUGGCCAACGUGAUGUCGUUAGCCGUGAGCAUGGCGCACUCCUUGCUGCCCACGCACGGCAGCUACCGGCCCCCCGUCCGCACCUCCUUGCCUCCCGCGUCACCGGGAUUGGGCCACGCCUCCGUCCGGGCGCCUUCGCCCGUCGGGACAGGGGCCGCCCAUCAGGACGAGGUCCCCUUCGGUCCGGCACAGCUUAAGUACCCCCCAAGCCUCCCCCCUCACGGUUCUGCCUCGCCCCCGUCCCUGCUGGCUCCGCCUCUUCCACACCUGCAAGCGCCGUCGACCGGACCGCCGGCCACACGUGACGCGGUGACUCCGCCCACCCGAACCGUGGGUCGUUUCCAAGUGACGAACUCGGAACCGCAGACGGCGCGCUCCCCGCCCCCGUCUCAGGCGAGCCAAUCGGAGAGCUCCGAGAGCGUCUCCGAGGAAGGGAGCCGAUCGGUGAGCAGUUGCGACGACGACGCGGGAGGACGGCCGGAGGAGCGAAGGAAGAGGAGCGGCCGCAAACUGAUGGGCGGCGCGUGGGAGGGGACGUCCGGCGGGCAGUCGCGGAGCCGCUCUUACGCCACGUCCGACGACUCGGAGGACGACGACGACGACGCGUGCGACGAGCUGAAGGAGAUCCGGGAAAGACACCUGCUGGAGGUGCGGCGCUUACAGGCCAAUCAGAAGCGAGAGAUGGACGAGCUGUGCCAAAGGAUGGGCAAAGGCUCGCCCCUCGGCGCGGUGGCCCCCGCCGCCAUGUUGAACCGUCGCCUCCACAGGCCCGACGUGCCGCCGCCGGCAGGGAUCAUGAGAAGGCGCUCUUUGGAGAGGCCCAGCAGGGUGUCGUUUGUGCCGGGACACACGUAUGUGCCAGACACCAACCUGAGCGUUGAAGAAGAAGAAACGCGAUGACGCUUUCGACUCUGGAAGAUUCUCCUUCAGCGAGCGGCUGAUCGAAGCCAAGCUAGCUAUCGAUGCUAACCCUUCGUGAGAACGCCAGCGGCUUCCAG